Molecule: messenger RNA, 851 nt
Organism: Stegodyphus dumicola
Lineage: Eukaryota; Metazoa; Arthropoda; Arachnida; Araneae; Eresidae
Source: RefSeq, a predicted model, not a curated record
GGGCGUCGCCAAGUUGCCAAGUUGGCCCUAAACAGUUUCUGGGGCAGGUAAGAUGAUUUCUUUUGUACUUAAAUUUUUUGUAAACAUUUUUAUUUUUUUAAUUCGUUAUGAUUUAUGUUGGAUUUUGUUUUCAGAUGGGGUAUGAACGUCAACAAAGGACAGCUUACCUAUGUACAUACGGUGCCAGACUUUAAUAAGAUGAUGGCUGAUCCUACCAAAAAAAUCAAAGAUGUCUUUCUUCCCACGCCUGAGGUGGCUGCAAUACAAUGGGAGUCUGCCAAGGAGUUUGUGCCGCAGGAUGCCUCGACCAACAUUUUUCUAGCGACGUUUACGACAGCUUGGGCUCGCCUCAAGCUGUACAGUGAAAUGGAGAAGCUGGGUCGAGACGUCCUGUAUCACGACACAGACUCCAUCAUCUACGCUACCAAUGGUCGCAAUGAUCCUCCCUUGGGUAACUUCUUAGGGGAAUUUACCGACGAAUUGGAUGGAGAUAUCAUCAAAACCUUCGUGUCAGGAGGUCCGAAAAACUAUGCGUACCAGACGGCCACUGGGAAAACUUGUUGCAAAGUCAGAGGAUUUUCGUUGAACUUCCGAAAUUCCCAGCUCUUAAAUUUUGAAGCCAUCAAAAGUCUGGUAUGUAGUCUGGACCAAAAGGAUGUCAUAGCUCUGCACAACCCCUCCAAAAUUACCCGAGAACCAAAAAGAAGAAAAGUUGUGAAUAAACCCGAAACAAAAAUGUACAAAGUUGUGUUGGACAAAAGGGUGAUUCAAUCAGACUUUACCACCUUACCAUUUGGCUUUUGAAAAUGACUUUUGUAAAAAUGUAUGGUAUGUACAAAAAAUGUUUUGUA